This is a messenger RNA of Suillus subaureus, 480 nucleotides long. RefSeq lists its product as uncharacterized. Lineage: Eukaryota; Fungi; Basidiomycota; Agaricomycetes; Boletales; Suillaceae. The transcript has 4 exons. The coding region runs from base 1 to 480 and encodes 159 amino acids. The record is from RefSeq and is a predicted model, not a curated record.
AUGUCCUCCACACAACCUUCCAGUGCUAUCUCAUGGCAUCCAAAUCUCCUUGCCAUUCAAGGAGGCUUGUCAUUACUCACACCUCCUUCAUACUCAUUCCCAAAGGACAGAAACUAUUUCUGCUUAAAGGAGGUAGACUGGAUCCUCUUUUCAGCCAUGCAAACUGUUACUGCCACCCCAAACAACUCAGAACUAAAAUAUACAGGCCCACUCUUCCAGUGCCUCACUACCAUCCAGAUCAUUGGUUCUGGCACUUCACACACUCCGUCUACUGGACAAAAAGCCAGCUGGAAAUGGCUAGAGGACAUGCUACACCACACCACCUCUAUCUUCAGCAUGGACUCCAUACUCCCCUUGGAGUUCUCCAUGCUACCCCUUCCCUCCUCCUACAGCUACCUUCACAUCCACAAGAAGCAGUCCCAUGCUGUUUGGUGCAUAUACCUACCAUCAACCAUGGAAACCCAAAACCUGAAAGCCUGA